GAGAGAGAGAGAGAGAGAGAGAGACUGACUGGGUGUUGUAGAUGUGAUGUUUUUAUGUUUACACGAAUUCUUAGAAACGUCAAAUCCUAAAUAAACUGACUUUACAUAAACUUUAACUUAUAGAACAGACUGUAUAUAUCAACCUGUGCUGAGGCUCCUCUUCAGUAGAUGGCGCUGCAGACAGACAGACAGCUGAACUGAGGGGCUGAGAGAGAGAGAGACAGGGCACAGAGCAACAUGGCGAUAGGGAGAGCAGGCAGACAUUCCAGUGUUCUCUCUUCUGUUCUCCUCCAAAUCCUGCUCUACCUUUCUUCAAUAUAUGGCUUAUUCUACUUCAUUUCCAGCCUUUGCCUAAUCAUAUACAAAAGCCAGGUGCUGAGUUACCCUGACAGUGAUUUGGCUCUGGAUGUAUGUUUACUCCUACUUAUGGCUGGCCUGGAUGUCAUCAGACUAUAUUGGGGAGUAAGAGGAAACCUGCUGGAGAGUGAGAAGUAUAUAAGUGCCAACCUAUUCAGCACAGGAGCCACAGUGCUGCUGGCAGUGUAUUUCCUGGUUUGGCAGUCGUAUGUGCUGAGAGCUGAUGUGAUCAUUAACAGCAUCCUGCUCUGUCUCUAUGGCCUCGCUGGAGUAGUCGGCUUUGGAGCCCUUGCACGCUUCAACAGAGCAUACUCAUGACUGAACGGGUGGGUUUAUUCCUGUGGUAUUUAUCCUUGGCUGCAGAUGCCCCCGACUUAUUCAUGACUGGACUGCUGCACAUCCUCUAACUUACCAACCAGCAUCAGCCUAAAGCAGGAGGAAGUGUCUGAAGAGAUCAGUUGCUAUGCAAUGAACUAUUUGUUGUUUUCAGUAUAGUUAGCUGAUUUCAGCUGUUCAGUGGUUUGUUGUGGGGGUUAUAGAUGGAGAAUAUUUUUUAUUUCUUAUAUUGGUGUGGUUGUUUUUCCAACUUUUCUACAAAUGUGGCAAAAGAUGGAGGACUCAGUUUAGAAACUGAAGAAAAGCUGUAAUUGUGAUUUUCAUUUGAUAUAAAUCAGUUAUUUCAGAGCUGUUGGUUGUUAACCCCUGACGGGAGUGAAGGGUGUAACUCCGACGAAACGGGGGUUCGGCUCAGACAAUAACCCGGAGAAUACAUGGUGUAUGAAGUCUGUAGCAACUUGCAAAAACCAAGAAGCAUUUUGCAGAACCAAAGUUCACAGGCGAGUUGCUGGAAAAUUACACUGUACACCAUCACUAUUAGCAACUUGCAACUGAUUUAGCCUACCAUGCUAAGUGUAGCUAUAAGUGUAUGUGCUGAGUAGAAGUGGCACACACAGGUUCUUGAGGCCCCACCUACGUAUUAUAAAUAAGGAUAGUGGGUGGUGGAUCGAACGAGGACAGUGUGUCAGCAGCGCUGUGUGCUCGUUAUGGGAUAUAUUUGUGAAAACAUUCUAACAUGCUAAUACAGUUAAUGGCAUUCUCCAGGCAUUCUGAUAACCACAUUUCAACAAAUUCACACAUUUUCUUUUUUUUUUACUUUAUUAUUUUCAGUUUGGAGCCCAAUGUUAACUUGUAUAACCAUACGUAAAAGUGUAAUACAACAUCUGGCAAUAUUUGAGUUCCAUUGUUAUAAUAAAGUUACUAAAGUUGAAUCUA
Molecule: messenger RNA, 1629 nt
Organism: Astyanax mexicanus (Mexican tetra)
Lineage: Eukaryota; Metazoa; Chordata; Actinopteri; Characiformes; Acestrorhamphidae
Product: transmembrane protein 80
Exons: 6
Coding region: 238-675 (145 amino acids)
Biological process (GO): non-motile cilium assembly
Cellular component (GO): ciliary transition zone
Source: RefSeq, a predicted model, not a curated record